UGCCUCUUCCGUUUCUUUGCUGUCAAUAUUCGAAGUCAUAUGUUACAUUAACAUAUGUCUUUAAACUAACUUUUUUAAGUUCACAUUUUAGAUAGCUGAGUUGCACUAGUAAUUACUUGUUAGCGAAAGUAAUACUUAUUAAGUAUUAAGACUGCGCGAAAAUGAAUGGGGCAAACAACAAUUGUGCAAUCUGGAAGCAGUGCGACAGCGAUAGCGACGAUAGCGUGUCUACAUUUUCCUCUGCACCACUUUGGAAUCAUAAAGGAGUCAAGUGCGCCUCACUACUAUCGCAUGAAAUGCAAUCGCUGGAAAAGAAAUUACAACGCAUUAUAUUUAUACAGCAAACGGAUCAAUCGUAUCACUUGGCACUAGACGAUAUUCGUGAUCAGUCCGAAAUCUCUUUGUUGGUGGAGCCCAGUUUUUAUGGACGCCAUUGCAGUACAUCUGUUAUCGCAAUUGCCACAUCGAAUAAUACCUAUAUUUUUGAUGUCCGUGCACUGGGUAAAAUAUUCAAGUCACUGUCGGAGCUGCUGGAAGCAAAAGUUCCUCGCAAAAUAAUGCACUACAGCCAUCGGAUCUGCGAUUUAUUUGCUCAUAAGCACAACAUUAAAAUUGAUGGUAUUUGCGACACUUUCGUUGAGCUGUGUGUGGUGCGUCAGGAUCGAGGACUUUGCUCUCUAAGGGAGGCCAUAUCUUUAACAUUGAAUAUACCGAUGUCCGAAUUAACCUGUGAUGAGAUCGAAAGCCCAAGGGAGUCGGUACGGAACUUUACCGGUCGUCCGUUGUCUAAGGAUCAACUUCAGAUCCUGGGAAAGCUUGCCAUAUUGCAACAAAAAUUACACGACAGGCUAAUUUAUGGAAACAUUUGCACUGAGCUGCAGCAAAUGACUACAAACUUUAGUUAUGAAUUCAAAAAACAUUCGAAUUCCACUGAAGAAAUUGCCUUAAAUAUGGCACCUGAAAGCAAAAUAGGAACCGAAUGCAUCAAUCAAUUUUAUUUAAUUUCUACCAAAAUGAGUGACUCCUGAUUUAUUUCUGUUAAUACAUUGUUAUUCGAACUAUGCAUAUAAAAACCUGCACGAACUACAGUAGAAUCCUGUUAUAGCGACUUUCAAGGGACCGUCGUUAUAUCCGGUUUUUAAAAUAAAACUAAUUAAUGUUUUAAUCAAUUUAAUUUGUAUGGGAACCCACCAAGUCAUCGAAUUUUCGUCAAAAACUGGACGGACGCUAUAAGCGGCGUCGUUAUAACAGGAUUCUACCUUAUCUAUAUUUUUACUUGGCUCCAUUCCAAAAAAAAAGUUUAUUUUUUACUUUUUUUUGUGUAUUUAAAACUCUUUUAGUGGAUACUUCCCCAGUUUACCAGUCUUGACGACUCCAAAUAUAUAAAUUAUAAUACUCUUCUACACUAUGGAAACUGGAUAAUUCCAAAAACAUGCCUAAGCAGAGAAUCACCGCCCUUUCAUUGUAAAUG
Messenger RNA from Drosophila albomicans, 1471 nucleotides. RefSeq names its product protein Exd1 homolog. The record is from RefSeq and is a predicted model, not a curated record. NCBI's taxonomy places the organism in Eukaryota, Metazoa, Arthropoda, Insecta, Diptera, Drosophilidae. Gene Ontology annotation, molecular function: nucleic acid binding. The coding region runs from base 162 to 1028 and encodes 288 amino acids. The transcript has 2 exons.